UGAAAGCUAAUUAAUUUAAAUAUCUUACAACUAUAUUUAGUUUUUUUUCAUAGAAAGCCUGAAGCUGCUGGGCUCUACCCAUAUUCUACGGCAGAAAGUAGUAUGCGACUUGCCAGGAAAAGUUCACUGCCACCACCACCUCCUUCGUUGUCCGACUUGGCUAAUCUUUUUGACUCAAGAAGUUUGAGUCAAUACAAUUGCUGACAAGACAUUGUCCAAGGGUUGUGUGCGCGAGGUCGAUGGCCGAGGGGCAAUGAUAUUUACAUGCACAACCUUGAUACAAUCAGUUGUAAGCAACAAUGUUGAAGAAAUUCAUAUUGAUGCAACAUUUAAGGUUGUUCCAUCAAAUAUGGGAAGGCAAAUGUUAAGCAUUCAUUGCAUGAUAGGGAACCAUUCCAUACCCAUUGUGUAUUGCCUCAUGGAGGCUAAAUCCAGAAAUACGUACAACAGUGUUUUUAAUUUCUUAAAAUUAAACAUUCUGACAAACCUAAAUCCGACCAUUAUUAUAACAGAUUAUGAGAUGGCACUUAGGGAUACUCUUUCAUUUUAUUUCCCCAAUGCACGUACUGUAGGUUGUUGGUUCCACCAUAACCAAGCAGUUUGGAAAAAUAUGAAGAAAAAAGGAUUUUUGCAACUAACAAAUUCAAAUGAAUAUGCUUUAAAAGCUUUGAAAAUGCUGUUAGCUCUGCCACUUUUACCAUCAGGUGAUAUUCAGAGAGAAUUUGAUACAGUGAGGAUAUACGCGAUAAACCACAAUGUUCUGAUGGUUGAUCUAUUUGAUUUCUAUCAAAACUUUUGGCUUAGGCGAGUAGGAGUAGAAACAUUAUCGGUCACUGGCCUACCAAGGCGCACCAAUAAUUGUGUAGAAAGUUUUCACAAUAGUUUGAGGAUAAAAUUCAACGUGGUUCACCCGAAUUUGUGGAUAUUUUUAGAUCACCUCAGUCAUCUCAGUAAAAAUGUCCAUAUAACCAUCACCCAGAUUUCUAAUAACUUGUGCCCUUCGAGGAAACAGAAAACAAAUAUCCUAACGAAUUUGAAUAGAAUUCAAAAUUCUAUUCAUGAAUAUCCGUGGGGGCUGAUAACCAUGUGGCAAUUUCUCUGCCGUACUGCACAUGUUACUUUAGCCUAUGAACAACGGCAGAGGAAUUGGGCGCUUCAUGUGGAAGCAGAAAGAUCACCACCCCUAGAAGCAGCAGUUUGACCACCACCAGAAGCAGCAGUAGUUUGACCACCACCAGAAGCAGCAGUUGGAGCACCACCACCACCACCACCAAAAGCAGCAGU
Molecule: messenger RNA, 1284 nt
Organism: Diuraphis noxia (Russian wheat aphid)
Lineage: Eukaryota; Metazoa; Arthropoda; Insecta; Hemiptera; Aphididae
Source: RefSeq, a predicted model, not a curated record